Liolophura sinensis is the source of this 573-nucleotide messenger RNA. RefSeq lists its product as uncharacterized. The record is from RefSeq and is a predicted model, not a curated record. Bases 1 to 573 code for a protein of 190 amino acids. Lineage: Eukaryota; Metazoa; Mollusca; Polyplacophora; Chitonida; Chitonidae. The transcript is spliced from 2 exons.
AUGGAAAACCAGAGUAGUGACGACAGGGUGAUAGAUGGCAAAUGGUUACACGAAAACGGAGUGCCCGAUAUAGAGGAGAACGGAGUGCCCGUUAUAGAGGAAAACGGAGUGCCCGUUAUAGAGGAGAACGGAGUGCCCGCUAUAGAGGAAAACGGAGUGCCCGCUAUAGAGGAAAACGGAGUGCCCGCUAUAGAGGAGAAAGGAGUGCCCGUUAUAAAGGAAAACGGAGUGCCCGUUAUAGAGGAGAAAGGAGUGCCCGUUAUAAAGGAAAACGGAGUGCCCGUUAUAGAGGAGAAUGGAGUGCCCGUUAUAGAGGAGAAUGGAGUGUCCGUUAUAGAGGAGAACGGAGUGUCCGUUAUAGAGGAAAACGGAGUGCCCGCUAUAGAGCAGAAAGGAGUGCCCGUUAUAGAGGAAAACGGAGAGCCCGCUAUAGAGGAAAAUGGAGUGCUCGCUAUAGAAGAGAAAGUAGGGCCCGCUAUACAGGAAAACGGUGCCCGCGAUAGAGGAAUACGGAGUGCCCGCUAUAAACUGCGACCUUUCACAAUUACUGAUAAGCUCUUUCUUCUAUUUUAA